Messenger RNA from Caenorhabditis elegans, 1474 nucleotides. It is a transcript of the gene vha-18, whose product is annotated as putative V-type proton ATPase subunit H 1. The record is from RefSeq and is marked reviewed. Bases 8 to 1363 code for a protein of 451 amino acids. The transcript has 6 exons. Gene Ontology annotation, biological process: proton transmembrane transport. Lineage: Eukaryota; Metazoa; Nematoda; Chromadorea; Rhabditida; Rhabditidae. Gene Ontology annotation, cellular component: vacuolar proton-transporting V-type ATPase, V1 domain. Gene Ontology annotation, molecular function: proton-transporting ATPase activity, rotational mechanism.
UUUCAAAAUGGUAUUUGGGGAGAAUCAGGAUCUCAUUCGCACUCAUUUUCAAAAAGAAGCCGACAAAGUUCGAGCAAUGAAAACCAAUUGGGGACUUUUCACGAGAACAAGAAUGAUUGCUCAAAGUGAUUACGACUUUAUCGUGACUUAUCAACAAGCAGAAAACGAGGCAGAACGGAGCACAGUACUCUCGGUUUUCAAGGAAAAGGCUGUGUACGCUUUUGUUCAUCUGAUGUCUCAGAUUUCGAAAGAUGAUUACGUCAGGUACACUCUAACGCUGAUCGAUGAUAUGCUCCGCGAAGACGUCACAAGAACAAUUAUUUUUGAAGACGUUGCAGUUCUUCUGAAAAGAUCUCCCUUUUCUUUUUUCAUGGGUCUUCUCCAUCGUCAAGAUCAAUACAUUGUACAUAUUACAUUCUCGAUUCUCACAAAAAUGGCUGUUUUUGGAAAUAUAAAAUUAUCUGGAGACGAACUUGACUAUUGCAUGGGAUCUUUGAAAGAGGCGAUGAAUAGAGGAACAAACAACGACUACAUUGUUACAGCAGUUAGAUGCAUGCAAACUUUAUUCAGAUUCGAUCCAUAUCGAGUUUCAUUUGUCAACAUCAAUGGCUACGACUCACUGACUCAUGCUCUAUAUUCGACUCGAAAAUGCGGGUUUCAAAUUCAGUACCAAAUAAUUUUCUGCAUGUGGCUUCUCACUUUCAACGGACAUGCUGCAGAAGUGGCUUUGUCUGGGAAUCUUAUUCAAACGAUAUCUGGAAUUCUGGGCAAUUGUCAAAAGGAAAAAGUAAUCAGAAUUGUAGUAUCCACACUGCGGAACCUUAUCACUUCAAAUCAGGAUGUUUACAUGAAAAAGCAAGCUGCUCUUCAAAUGAUUCAAAAUCGUAUUCCGACUAAACUGGAUCAUCUGGAGAAUCGAAAAUUUACUGAUGUGGACCUUGUGGAAGAUAUGGUAUAUCUCCAGACUGAACUCAAAAAAGUUGUCCAAGUGCUGACAUCUUUCGAUGAAUACGAAAAUGAACUCAGACAGGGAUCACUCCAUUGGUCGCCUGCUCACAAAUGUGAAGUUUUUUGGAAUGAGAAUGCUCACAGACUUAACGAUAACCGACAGGAACUUCUGAAGCUUUUGGUGGCUAUGCUUGAGAAGAGUAACGAUCCAUUAGUGCUCUGUGUGGCUGCUCAUGAUAUUGGAGAGUUUGUCAGAUAUUAUCCACGUGGCAAACUUAAAGUGGAACAACUCGGUGGUAAAGAAGCAAUGAUGCGUCUGCUGACUGUGAAGGAUCCGAAUGUUCGCUAUCACGCUCUUCUUGCUGCACAAAAAUUAAUGAUCAACAAUUGGAAAGAUCUUGGGCUUGAAAUCUAAUCUUUUUCUGUAAUUAGUCUCGUAUUUUAUAGCAACUGUUAAAAUAUGUCAUUCUUAUGUGUAUUCGGUCCAAUUAGUCAAAUUAUCGCAUUCAUAAACUUAUUUAUUUCG